AUGGCCUUGUUUGGCACACCGUAUAGAGCAUCGGAUAGGACUAAUUAUACGAAGCCGUCCGGCUCACUUCCCUCUCUCUCGCACUUCGUUUCCACGACAUCUCCUCUCGCCGUCGUCCCUCUCGCCAACGUCGUUCUCCCCGUCGUCAUUCUUACCGGCACUGUCAACGCCUACGGCCUCCAUGUCUUCCUUUGCUAUAAGAUCCCCGAGGUCUGGCCGUCGCGCGUCGAAGGCUCUGGGCUUCUUUUACAACUGGAUCUUGCAAACAGUCGGGGAAGAAGAAGAAAGGAGAGAGAGGGAGGGAGUUUGGGGGGUGCGGCAGAGAGAUAUGGGCAAGAAACUGUAAAGCUUGCAAUCCGGGCUUUGCUUGAGGUUGUCGAGAGUGAAGGAAAACACAUAGAAGUUGCUGUGAUGACAAAGGAUCAUGGUCUGAAACAACUUGAAGAAGCUGAAAUUAAUGCCAUUGUUGGUGACAUAGAAGCAGAGAAAGCAUCUGUUAUGGCCGCUAAGAAUGGACCACCCAGGGAGACAUGA
Molecule: messenger RNA, 534 nt
Organism: Malus domestica (apple)
Lineage: Eukaryota; Viridiplantae; Streptophyta; Magnoliopsida; Rosales; Rosaceae
Source: RefSeq, a predicted model, not a curated record